Molecule: messenger RNA, 1041 nt
Organism: Fusarium oxysporum Fo47
Lineage: Eukaryota; Fungi; Ascomycota; Sordariomycetes; Hypocreales; Nectriaceae
Exons: 8
Coding region: 1-1041 (346 amino acids)
Molecular function (GO): glucan endo-1,3-alpha-glucosidase activity
Source: RefSeq, a predicted model, not a curated record
AUGCAUCCGCGAAAUUCUUUAGCAAUUCGUUUAUCUAUUCUUUUCACCGGGCUUCUAGCAAGCCUCGCGGCAGCCCGCAGCAUCGAGGAACGGGCUGCACCAAAGCUGAUAUUAUCUCAUUACAUGCUUGGCGAUAUCACCGAGGAACAUGCACCCAAAGAUAUCGCCGAUACCAUUGCCAUGGGCUAUGCCGACGACCUUGUCAGUAAAGGUGGCAAGUUCAAACUGGCCCUUUCUCUCGACCUUUAUGCAACUGGUACAUGGUGCUACGACAAGAAGCUCGGCAAAGACUGUGGAGGUUGUGGAACUCACUCUGCAAUCCAGCCGAAGGAGUACGAGACGAGCCUGAAGAGUUUCCUGGGUCACUUCAGCACCGGCAGACAGACUGAUAAGGAUUUCACCGCCUGGAAGAAGUCUUUCGCCAACGAGAUGUACUUCGUCCCUGGUAUUGAUGACACCCCUGGAUUUUGGGAGAGCUAUCCCGCUUGGUGGAACUAUUGGGGAGACCUCAUCGACGGCGCCAGUGUCUGGGAGUCAGCCUGGCCCGAAGUCCACGGUACCAACGAAGGUGAUCACUCACAGCCUCCAGCCAUCAGUAUGCUUCAGUACAAGAACGCGUACGGAGCAAACUUGUAUCGCCGUGGUGAGAUGAAGGUUGUCAAGAGAAUGGAGAACAUCCUCAGUAUGGAUCCCCAGCUCCAUAUCAUCCAGCUUUUGACUUGGCCACUAUACUCCGCCUUCAUCCACGCUUGGAAGAACGGCGGUUUAAUGGUCCCGGCCUUCUCCAAGCGAGACGAAGCUAUACCACAGGGUGCUUUAUGGCACAAGAGUAUUUUCCGGAGCACUAAAUGUCCUGGAGGUGAAUCAAGUGUGAAGUACUUUCAAGCACCAAAUGGUACCGAUGCUGGCCAAGACGCUCUCCACUGGGCCUUGGUAGUCCCUGCCAACGCAGCAGGCUUCAUCGUCAAUGUGAUAAGCAACGGCAAGAGAACCAGCUCAAAAUCUCUUCAGACUGGUCUAAUAAGUAAAAGGGACUACUAA